Boleophthalmus pectinirostris (great blue-spotted mudskipper) is the source of this 760-nucleotide messenger RNA. RefSeq names its product prostatic spermine-binding protein-like. The record is from RefSeq and is a predicted model, not a curated record. Lineage: Eukaryota; Metazoa; Chordata; Actinopteri; Gobiiformes; Gobiidae. The transcript is spliced from 3 exons. The coding region runs from base 85 to 549 and encodes 154 amino acids.
GGCUGUUCUGUGACGGACUGAAAACAGAGUCAGAGUCACAGACAGCAGCAGAGCAGGAAGCACGAGAUCCAGACCACCUGAACCAUGUCAUUCCUUGUGGAUAAAUUAGCAAAACGAGCAGGUGAUAUGGUGGCUGAUAAAAUAAAGGAUGCACUGGGAGGAAGUGAUGAUAGACGAGACGACAGACGAGACAAGGAUGACAAACACGACGGUUUUCUGUCCAUUUUUAAAAAGGACAGAGACGAGGACCGUGAUGAUGAUGAUCACAAAGGAGGGCUGUUCUCUUUUGGGAGAGACAAAGAUAAGAACAGGGAAAAGGAAAAGGACAAAGGCAACUUUUUUGAAAAAAUAUUUGACAGAGAUGAUGAUGAUGAUGAUCACAGAAGACAGAAGAAAUCAGGCUUCGCAGGGCUGUUCUCAGAGCAAGACCCGCCGGGUGGAGCAGGGCUAGAGAACAGUGGCACUGAGGCUGGGCCCUGUGAUCACAUGACAGAGGGGGAUCUAGACCUGAUGAGUGACCUGAUGGCAGUGGCAAACGAAACCUCCUGAGAAGUUCGAUCAUGCCUCAAAGUGAUCCUCUACGCACAUUGUGUAUAAACAUUUAAAUAGUAAUAUAUAGUAUGUAUGUUGGCUGGUUCAUUUUCUUGUUUCUUUGUAAAAUGGUGGAUAAUAUUAUGUGAGUAGACUCAUGGGCAGGUAAAAGUAUAUAGUAACUGAAAUGAUUUUCCAUAACGAUAAAUAAAUAUAUAUAUUGAUUGUC